AUGGCCGCUCCCGCCCACACAUUCAAGGUCGCCGACAUUUCGCUCGCUGCCUUCGGCCGCCGCGAAAUCGAGCUCGCCGAGGUUGAGAUGCCCGGUCUCAUGGCCAUCCGUGCGAAAUAUGCUGCUGACCAGCCUCUUGCCGGUGCUCGUAUUGCCGGUUGCUUGCACAUGACCAUCCAGACUGCUGUUCUCAUUGAGACCCUCACUGCCCUCGGUGCUGAAGUCACCUGGACUAGCUGCAACAUCUUCUCCACCCAAGACCACGCUGCCGCCGCCAUUGCUGCUUCUGGUGUCCCUGUCUUCGCCUGGAAGGGUGAGACCGAGGAAGAGUACGAAUGGUGCUUGGAGCAACAGCUCAAGGCUUUCAAGGAUGGCAAGAAGCUCAACUUGAUCCUCGACGACGGUGGUGAUCUUACAUCUCUUGUCCACAAGAAGUACCCCGAACAGCUCAAGGACUGCUACGGUGUCUCCGAGGAGACCACCACUGGUGUCCACCACCUCUACCGCAUGUUGAAGGAGGGAAAGCUCCUCGUCCCUGCCAUCAACGUCAACGACUCUGUCACCAAGUCGAAGUUCGACAACCUUUACGGGUGCCGUGAAUCCCUCAUUGACGGUAUCAAGCGUGCCACCGAUGUCAUGAUUGCCGGCAAGGUCGCUGUCGUUGCUGGUUACGGUGACGUCGGCAAGGGUUGUGCUCAGGCUCUUGCUUCCAUGGGUGCUCGUGUCAUUGUCACUGAGAUCGACCCCAUCAACGCUCUCCAAGCUGCCGUGUCUGGAUUCCAGGUCACCACCAUGGAGGAGGCCGCUCCUCAUGGUCAGAUCUUCGUCACCACCACUGGUUGCCGUGACAUCCUCGUUGGCCGCCACUUCGAGGUCAUGAAGAACGAUGCCAUUGUUUGUAACAUUGGUCACUUCGAUAUCGAAAUUGACGUUGCCUGGCUCAAGGCCAACGCUAAUUCUGUCCAGAACAUCAAGCCUCAGGUUGACCGCUUCCUCAUGCCCAACGGUCGUCACAUCAUCCUUUUGGCCGAGGGUCGUCUCGUCAACUUGGGUUGUGCUACUGGCCACUCCUCUUUCGUCAUGUCCUGCUCUUUCUCCAACCAGGUCUUGGCCCAGAUCGCUCUCUAUAAGGCUGGAGAUGCUGCUUUCGGUGCCAAGUACGUCGAGUUCGGCAACGAGGGCAAGCGCCCUGUUGGUGUCUAUGUCUUGCCCAAGAUUCUUGACGAGCAGGUUGCCAAGCUCCACUUGGAGCACGUCAACGCUAAGCUCUCUACUCUCACUCCUGUCCAGGCUGAAUACCUUGGCUUGGAUGCUGCUGGUCCUUUCAAGAGCGAUAUCUACCGCUACUAAACGAGGACAUGAUACCCUGGGAUCUCCAUUUUCUCUUUGGCGCAUGGUGACACAUAUAGACUUUUUCAACAUGAGUUUACGAUGUUAUGAACAGACAUAUACUAUUAGAGUUCUCGGUUGAACAGAACUCAUGAGCAUUUGGCCUUCAACGGCUAGCACUUUUGAUUCCCCUAAAAAAGAAAAGUCUAAACUUUUUUUCAUUCAGCAUUUGAUUCUAUCUUGGGUUUAAUCUUUUGUGGUCCAGGACUUGGGUGUGAGGGAGGCGUGAUCUUUACGACCAUGGAAUAGUGAAACAUUGGUUUCUGCUUAUAUGUCUGGACUUUCCAACACAUGAAAGCCACAUGAUAUCCAGACUCUUUCCUUUGUUGUGUAUUACAAGAUUACAAACUGAAUCGAAAUCAUCGACUUUGGUUACGUCAAAUGGUUCCAAGCCUAAACUAGAGCCGAAUACACAACUCUCCGACGAUAUCCCCAGUCCGUAUAGAGUUAUUGAAACAUGUUAAUACUUCCCUUCGAAUUUCAUGCUAGUUGUACCAUCAAAAGUGUCCAUGUGCUCGAAAGAGUGAACAUGGCUUAAUAGAAAUCCCGUUGAAAUGGGACAAGGUCUUUCGAAGGACAAGCCCUA
This is a messenger RNA of Talaromyces stipitatus ATCC 10500, 1975 nucleotides long. Its product is annotated as adenosylhomocysteinase. The coding region runs from base 1 to 1350 and encodes 449 amino acids. NCBI's taxonomy places the organism in Eukaryota, Fungi, Ascomycota, Eurotiomycetes, Eurotiales, Trichocomaceae. Gene Ontology annotation, molecular function: adenosylhomocysteinase activity. Gene Ontology annotation, cellular component: cytosol. The transcript is spliced from 4 exons. Gene Ontology annotation, biological process: L-methionine cycle. The record is from RefSeq and is a predicted model, not a curated record.